AUGAAUUUUAUAAAGUCAAUUUUCUCAAAACCAUCAUUAACCAUAUAACAAUAGAAACCAAAGAAUUAGAAUUCUGAUUUUUCAAUACUUGAUCCACAAUUUACAUAAGUAAGAUUAAGGGAUGCAAAAUUAUUAAUAAAAGAUAUGAAGAAAUUAGAAUAAGUUGUUAAUUAUCAACCUGAAUCAAUUAAUGAACAAUUAAAAAAAUGUUAUGCUUUACAUAUUAUUUUGAGCAGUGAUUAAUAUUAAGCUAUAGACAAAGUAGUGAUGUGUUGUGAAAAAAAUCAUGUAAAUAAUAUAAUAAAAUAGAGAUCAAACCAGUUGUAUAAAAUACAUAAGCUAAAACAGCAGUUACUACUAAUAUUAAUUAAACUUGUUAAAUUAUGUCAGAUUAAUAAAUGAUUGCUACAUAAUUUUAGAAUUCUAUGUACCUUAAUGUAUCUGAUGUAAUCAAUAAUUUAUAUUUAUUUAGUAAUUAUAACAUUAUGAGCAAAUUCAUUAAAAUGAAUCUGAAUUUAUGAACAUCUAUUUCAAUUACAUAUAAAGAGUUACUCAAAAUUCAGAUGUCUAUAAUUCUUGUAAAUUCCAUUAAUACCCAUAUUAAGAUGAAACUUUUAAUAGAAAAUUGUAAUUUGUUUGGCUUUUUAAAAUAAUAAAUAUGCUUAAUUUUAAAUUUGGUUUUUUACCAUAUCUACAAUUCUCAUUUAAUCAUAAAACAUAGAAUUCAUUCAUUAUCAGAGAUAUUGCCUAUUUAAUCUAUAAAGAUUGUUUAUUGGAAUAUGGUUUUUUAAGAAAUGAAAUCACAGAUAUGAUUGAAUCAUAUUCAUAAUUUUAGGUUAGAGAUUGUAAAUCUAAUAUAAUUUAUUUUAGCUCUACAAUUUUAUGAAUUAAUAGUGAUCAUGCUUGAAAUUAAUAAAAAAAUGAAAAUAUUCUAUGAAAUGAGAUAAUAAUUUGCAUUAAAUUCUUCAUCUGUAAGAGAUGUUAAAUGGUUUGUUAUUGAAAAAAAACAAUUAAUUGAAAUAGAAAAUUUUAUUUCCAAAGUUAAAUUGCUAAACACUGCUUAAUUCAAAAAAAGUUUAAUGGUGCCAACUUAAAAAAAUGUUAUGGAGAAUCUACAAAAAGUUAUGAUGGAUCCAUCACUAAUGGAAAAUUCAUUUCUUAAAGUAUUUAUAAUUUAUUAUUUUAUAGGAACCAACAACUGCUAAAAAUAUUAAAAAAAUAAAUGAGCUCCUUUAUUCCCCCUUAAAUUCUAAAUAAAUCAAAAUAUCAAAUCAUUCGAGAUAAUUAUCAAAAAAUUGA
Molecule: messenger RNA, 1299 nt
Organism: Paramecium pentaurelia
Lineage: Eukaryota; Ciliophora; Oligohymenophorea; Peniculida; Parameciidae
Source: the annotation of a GenBank genome assembly